AAAUUUUUAUAAUUGAGAUAAUAGAUCUGUGAGAAAAUGAUUGACAUCAAUUGACGUUCGAUAAUCGUAAGUGAUAAAUAUGAUAAAUAUCUUCAAUUUGGGUAAAAAAGUUUAAUAUUGUUAAAUUAAAAUUAUAACGACACACAAGAUAAUUAUAAGUGACAAUUGAUAUUUUAGUUGAUUGAUGAAUCUAGAAAUAUCACAAGACAAAAUAAAUAUUAAAUAAAACAUUUAUAAAUUAUCUAAUUUCUUAUUCGAUUUAUAUUAAAAUUAGAUACUAAUAUGAAUAUUAAAAGAUAUAAAUAAAUUUUUUUACUAUUAUAUUCUGUAGUCAUCGUUGCCACUUUUCUUGGGUAUGUUAAAUCUGUUUGAAUCGACUUUUCUUACGUCGCAUUAUAAACACAACUUCGGGUGAAUAACUACUUUUUGGUGACGUAAGAAAAUUUAUGUAAAUGUUGAAUUCGUUAAUUAAUGCCACCAUCCAUAACAUGAAUCAAGGAAAUCCUUCAACUCCGUCUAGAAAGAGAUUUUCUAAAAAUUCUUUGAUCCUGUCACAUGAUAGCAAUUGCAAAUUGAAAACAUUGCCUUCUUCAAUAUCAGAUACUUCAACAGAAAAUCCAAAAGAAGAUGUAUCGGAAAAUAGCAAAAUCACGCUUAGCAAAUCUUCUACUCGAAUUAAUAAAACGGUUUCUAAUGCGAAUCUUUCCACGAGAAAAUUAUGGAACAAUGCAUCCAAGACUAGAAAUUCCAUUGCUGUAAAUGACGUAAUCGAAGAAGAAAGUGAGCUUAUUGGCAUAUUGACGAAACAAUUGCAUUUAGCUGAGUCACAAAUGCGAAAAAUGCAAUCAAUUCUGACAAAAGCCGAAGAAAGCUUGCAAACUAAAGAUCAAGAAAUUGGACGCUUAAAGCGGAAGAUUAAAGAUUGGGAAACUAAGUACAAGAAUCAGGAACUAAUACGAAAGGAAGAGCAACGAAGUCGGAUAAAUAAUUCAGAAUACUUUUAUCAACGAUGUUUAACGUUAGAACAUAAGAUUAGCGAGAUGGAGAAGUUUUUGGCUGAUUACGGAUUAAUGUGGGUGGGUGAUUCCAAAAAUGCGAUAAACGUAGAUGGUAGCAAUAAUUAUAUCAACACUUACUACGAGCAAUUAGUAGCAAAUAUCAAUCAAUUAAAUCUGACUGCGGGAAAAGGUGAAGUUCAUAUUCAUCAUAAUGAAAAAGGAGGAGGAGCGACAUUCAAAACUCCUUCCUGUAUGAUACUUAAAUUUUAUAAAAACGGUAUGAGCAUCAAUGAAGGACCAUUACGAUCUUAUAAUAAUCCGACUGUAAUUUCAUUCAUCCGCGAUAUUUUGGAUGGAUAUUUCCCGUCUGAAUUGCAACAAGAAUAUCCCGAUGGAGUGCCCUUUAUGAUAGAAGAUUGUAGAACAGAAUUGCAUGUAGAUGAUUCCGCUAGCUUUCCCGGUCAAGGAUAUCGAUUGGGAAAACAAUCUCCAGUAGAUAACUUGUUAUCUGCGACACGUAAAUCAACUAACGUUCGCCCAAGAUCUCGUGCAAAUCCUUUGUCAAAAGAUAACACUUCUGAAAAUAUUCCGCUUUUAUCACUUUCAAAUCGUUCAUUGUAUCCUAGAACUUCUUUGGAAUCGCCUUCUGAUUUAUUUUCUUUGAGAUCGCAGAUUUUGGCUUCGCAUAAUAAUAUAUGUUCUAGUUCCCAUAUGCAGUCUCAUAUUAAUGCUGAAUUAGUACGAAGUAGUCGACGAGAAAAAAGAGAAUUGGCUACCAAAAAUGUGGAUUAUGAUAUGUCAAUGAGUGAGCGAUCCAAAUUAAAGGAUACCUUAAGAUCUAUAAGUAGCAGCAGAACGAGACACUAUAGCUUUUCCGAUAGACCAUCAUCAAGGCCACAAAUUGUUGAAAAUCGCUUACGAUUACGUUCUAAAUCCGCCAAUUCCGGAGAGCGAUUGGGUGUUACAAUGCAAUCGAUAUUACGAUCAAAAUUAAAUACAGCGGAAAUCAAUAAUAAUAUCGAAGAGCAUAAGAUUGCUAAUGUUCAAUCUGAAUAUUUUGCAAUAAAACAUCCUCGUGGUUCGAGAUCAGCUACUUGUGCAAGAAAGAGUACGCCUCCGUUAUUACGUCAAAUUAAUGAAGCAACUGGAAAAUCUAACGAAUUGCGACUGAAAGUUAGAUCGUUAACCGGUAGUACUAUAUAUUUGGUGCAUGUGUUGACUGAUGAAUCAGUGGCAAAAUUAUAUGAACUACUUGAUAAAGCUAUGCAAACAUUCGGAUCUAAAGAAUAUAAAAUAGUAUUGAGCGGGUAUUCGCCGAAGAGAUUAGAACGUAUAAAUACAUCUUUAAAAGAAAACGGAAUUAACAGAGAUUGCGUUCUCCAUCUCAUAAAUGAUUAAUUAUUUCUCUCAAUUUGUAAAAAUAGACUUCAUUUUUUAAUAUGUUAUAUAAAGACAAAUACGUAAAAACCGUUCAAAUUUAGAAUUUUUUAUACAUAAAUUGCAAAUAAAAUAAACGUUUUUAUAAUUUUUGUUAACAUGUAAAAAAAUUCUCUUUUAUUAAUAAUGGAUUUAUUAUAUAGCACUAUGUGCAUUUAGAUUUAUGCAUAUACGUUGCGUGCAUUGAUAUCAGAAAAUUAUGGAAUUUCCUAUCAUCAUCAUUAUUAACGCAAACCAUGUUGUGAUAGCUUCGGGCUCUAUCAAUCAACGGGAUAGGAUUCGCGUAGAUUUAUCUAUGAGCUUCCGUCGACGGAUCUGUCAGCGGAUGCUUUUCGACUAGAUAUCACGAUGGAAUAGUUAAUAAGAGGUCCUGUUUGUCAAUCGAUACCCAAAUCAGAUGACAUUUCUUUGGAAAAUUUCUAGUAUACUCUGCUCCGUAAAUUUCAUGAGUAUUAAUUAACCGAAGUAAGCUUAACUAUUGAAAAUAAAGGCAUCUAAUCAAUUUCAUCGAGUUGAAUUAUCAUUGUAGAAUCAAAAAUAAUAGAGAAAGCUUGCUCCUGUACGUGUAUUGCUAAAGAGUAGGCUACAAUAAUUUUGUUUUGUUGCUUGCAACGGGCGAUUUGUUAACGAACCAAUUAAACUUAAAAAUAAUAAAAAGAAAGAUAAUUAUAACGAGAGCAAAAAAGGGAAAGGACGACAUUUGCUUUAAAACAUUGAGGCAUUAAUGUUUUAAAGCAGACGUCGUUCUUUUCUUUUUUGCUCUCGAUACAAUUAUCUCCCUUUCUAUUUUUAAGUUUAAUUGGUUUGUUAACAAAUCGCCCAUGCAAGCAACAAAAACAAAAUUAUUACAGCCUAUUCUUAAUGAAUCUCUCCAAUGGUUUUAGUGCCUCGACUUGAAAGGCAAAAAAAAUAAAAAGGAAAAGAAAGGGAAAAGACAAUAAAACAAAAGGAUAGUUUUUGCAUACAACUUCAACAUCCAAAAUGUAAUUUAGACAUCAGAUAUCAAUUAUUUAUUAUAUUAUUUACCUAAAAAUAAAACUUAAAAAGUAAUUAAAUCUGUAUUAGAAGAAUUAGUGUCACAUUUAUAUACUAAACAACUUUUUUCAAAAAAGUAUUUUUAUUUAUUAACUAUAUCUCAUAUGGAAUGCAUUCGUGAAAAAUAUUUCAAGAAGUUAACCAUAAAAUCUUGCAUAUGUAUUAAUGGUUAGCUGCUUUUGAAAGUUAUCAAAGCUUCGCUCUAGGGAUGAUUGCGUUUCAUGUACCUUUCCCUCAUUUUUCUCCAAUGUUGGGGAUUUCAAAUGUCGGGGAAUGACCUGGAUUUUAACAUACUCUCUUUGAAGCGAUCCAGCUAAACGAAUGCAAUUUUCGAUUUAUGUGGCGUAGGCCAGCGUGCUCACUUUGAUGACGAUUUAGUCUUUUUCUAACAAUUUGAUGCUGUUUGAAAUGCAUGCAAUAGAAAUGCAGAAUUAAAGAUACAAUAUUUCUGACGUUUGGUAUUUAUAAUGAUGUUUUCCUCUUUCUAUAUUAUAUUAAUCGCUAUCUUUAAAAACAAUUAUAAAAGUAAUAAUAAUAGAUUAAUAAGGUUUUAUAAAUUAGGAAUAAUUGCAGUAAGAUCAAGUAAUUGUAAUUACAAAUAAUGUUUAUAAAUAAUUAAAAUACCCAUUACACUUAAUAACGAUAAUAAUAGUAAAGUUAAUGAUAAAUAUUAAUAAUACUUACCAAUUUUUUACUUAAUAGAUCUGGUAAUAUUUAAUUAGAUUCUUGGCUAAGAAAUGGAUUCAGCAUUUAUUUUAUAAAAUUGAGGAAAUUGAAACUAAUUGUAAAAUUAAAACAAUUCUUCGUUCAAAAUCAGAAACUUUUAAACAUAAAAUUAUUAAUAUGUAAAUCUUUUUGAGUUAAAUACUAGCGCGUAUUUCUUUUGUCAUUUCAGCUCGAAUUGCAUUUUUAUGUUGGAUAGAUUAAAUCUUUGACUCGAUUAGAGAAUCUGGGAGUUGCGCAGUCGUCCAGUCAUGCAUAUUCCAGCAAUUGCUUUAUCUGCUUUGUUCUACGGAUAUCGGAUUACGAUUGUGGAUUUGCGAUUUGUGUAACAAUUUCCUCGAAAUCCAUUGAAUAUAGUCGCUUUCUGUCCUGCGAGUCGUUGAAAGCCAUUAUGCGCUAUUACAAUAUCUUGUCGGCAGAUUUGGUGAAAAUUGCGAAUAUAUAAUCAGAUUAACGUAAAUUGAACUUUAUAAAUAAAA
Messenger RNA from Monomorium pharaonis (pharaoh ant), 4672 nucleotides. RefSeq lists its product as uncharacterized. The record is from RefSeq and is a predicted model, not a curated record. Gene Ontology annotation, molecular function: ubiquitin binding. Gene Ontology annotation, biological process: proteasome-mediated ubiquitin-dependent protein catabolic process. The coding region runs from base 453 to 2396 and encodes 647 amino acids. Lineage: Eukaryota; Metazoa; Arthropoda; Insecta; Hymenoptera; Formicidae. The transcript has 14 exons.